AAGGUCUGUGGUGUUGGGUCUGGACUAUUCCGUUUUUAGGUCUGUUGGGAAGAACACCUGGAUGCCUCUGAAAGAGGAAAUGGAGCCAGUGACCUUUGAGGAUGUGGCUGUGAACUUCAGUCCAGGAGAGUGGGCUCUGCUGGAUUCUUACCAAAAGGAGCUCUACAGAGACGUGAUGACGGAGACCUUUAUGAACCUGAUCUCCAUUGGGAAAACAGAAGGAAACAUUGAAGAGGAUUAUGCGAAUGUCAGAAGAAACAUGCGAACUCAUAUGAUUGGGAGACAUUGUAAAUAUAAAGAUAGUUUUCAGUGUGGAGAAGCCCACCACCGGAUUCCAGAAUAUGUUGUUAACAAGGACGUGCCUUCUGCAAUGGCAGUGUGUGAGAGCAGUGUGUGUGCAAGAGGCAUCAGUGGUCACUCCCCUUCAGAUGUGCAUCUCACAGAUGAUACUGGAGGGAAACCAUUUGCAACAAAGGGACAUGUGCAUGUAGCUUCUCACUAUGAGAAAUGUUAUGCAGAUUUCACUUCUUCUGAACCCUUUCACAUACUAGAAGGUUCUAGAGAGAUAGUUUAUCAAAAGAAACAACCUAAUGAAACCUAUAGGAUUCUCACUUCUGAUCAAAAUUAUGAGAGAAUUUACAAUGAAGGUACAUAUAAUGAGUUUGAAAAAGCCGUCCAGAGAUACGCUUAUUUUCAGAUGUAUGAAAAACUCCACACUGGACUGAAACCCUUUAAGUGUAAGCAGUGUGGAGAAGCCUUUGUUCAUCUCAGCCAACUUGUCUACCAUGAAAGAAUUCAUACGGGAGAGGAAUGUUACGUGUGUAAUCAGUGUGGAAAAGCAUUUAGACACUAUUCAUACCUCCAGAAACACGAAAGAAUUCACAGUGGAGAUACGCCCUACGUGUGUAAGCAGUGUGGCAAAGCCUUCGUUCGUUCCUCACACCUUCUCGUCCAUGAGAGAAUUCACACUGGAGAGAAACCUUAUACAUGUAAGCAUUGUGGAAAAGCAUUCAGCCAUCACAGUGCCUGCUACAGACAUGAAAUAAUUCACACUGAAGAGAAACCCUAUGUCUGCAAGCAAUGUGGGAAAGCAUUUACUUGUUCUACAUCCCUUCGCAACCAUGAACGAAUUCACACUGGAGAGAAACCUUACGCAUGUAAGCAGUGUGGGAAAUCCUUCAUCCAACGUGAUGCUUGUUACAAUCACGAAAGAACUCACACUGGAGAGAAGCCCUAUGUGUGUAAGCAGUGUGGGAAAGCAUUUACAUGGUCCACAUGCCUUCGCAACCAUGAAAGGACUCACACUGGAGAGAAACCUUACACAUGUAAGCACUGUGGAAAAGCCUUCACCCAUUCCAGUACCCGGUAUAGUCAUGAAAGAAUUCACACUGGUGAGAAACCAUAUGUAUGUAAAAAGUGUGGCAAGGCCUUCAUUCAUUCCAGUCACCUUAUCAGCCAUGAAAAGAUCCACACUGGGGAGAAACCGUACCCAUGCAAGCAUUGUGGGAAAGCCUUCAUUCAACGAAAGGCUUGUCACAAUCAUGAAAGAACUCAUACUGGAGAGAAACCCUAUGCAUGUAAAUAUUGUGAAAAAUCAUUUAGGUGUUCCACAUACCUCCGCAACCAUGAAAGAACUCACACUGGAGAGAAACCUUAUAUAUGUAAGCACUGUGGGAAAGCCUUCACACACCAGAGUGCCCGUUACCGUCAUGAGCGGAUUCACACUGGAGAGAAACCCUAUGUAUGUAAACAAUGUGGGAAAGCCUUCAGUGAUUGUAGCUACCUUGUAAAGCAUGAAAGAAUUCAUUGGAGAGAAGUCUUACACAUGUAAGAAUAGAGAAACUUUUAUGUGUUCCACAUUCCUUUAAAUACACUAAAGAGCUGACAGAAAAGAACUGAAAAAAUUACAGCAGUGUAUCUGGUGGCCUUGUCUGUAUACAACUUACGUGUCUGAACAGCUUAUGAGAAGGCUCAGUGGGUAAAGGUGCUUGUUACUAAACUUGAUAAUCUGAGUUCCGUCCCAGGGACCCAUAUGAUAGAAAUAAAAGAUUAUUCCCCAAAAUUUACCUCUGAAUUCCAUGUACACAUGUGAGCUCACACCCAAACUUUUUUUUUUUUUUUCUUUUUUUGGUUUUUCGAGACAGGGUUUCUCUGUAUAGCCUUGGCUGUCCUGGAACUCACUCUGUAGAUCAGGCUGGCCUCGAACUCAGAAGUCCUCCCGCCUCUGCCUCCCAAGUGCUGGGAUUAAAGGCGUGCGCCACCACUGCCCGGCUACACCCAAACUUACUAUUUAAAAUGUAUAUACAUAUGUAGAACAACUGAAACCUUCAAAAGUAUAGUUGUGUCCGUGAUAUGCAAGCAUAUAUAGGAUAAAAUCCUAUGGCACUGGGCAUGGUGAGACAUGCCUUUUAUUCUAGCACUGGGCGAGGUGGGGAUGGUGAAGAUUAGAGAAUUAUAAUGGAUACAGUGGAUUUGAACAGUACAUGGGAAGUUUAGGGCGAGCCAGGUACAAGCAUGUGGAAUUUUCUUUGCAAGAAGAAAAGAAAACAAAGCUAGAGAGAUGGCUCAGCUGUUCAAAGCCCAUGCUGCUCUGCCAGAGGACCCAAGUUUGUUUCUCAGCAUCAACAUUGUGUGGCUUACAACUAUCUGCAAUUCCAAAUCCAAGAACUGUGAUGCCCUCUUCUGGCCUGUGUAGGUAUAGAACACAUGGGAUACACGUAUAAAUAAGUCUUUUUAAAAAUUAUGUGUGUAAAGCAAAUAGGAAAAAGCUGUGUUUUUUUUUUAAAAAAAAUAUGAAAUAUCAUGUAAUCUAAUCUUAUAAUAAAUGUGGAGACUGAGCAAAUUUAUUUGCACAGAAUAAUAAUGUAUAAUAAUAAUAUUAUUAUUGUUUCUGGAAAUAACCUGGAAUACAGUAAAAUUAGAGCAUCUUUACCAUUGUUUAAUUCUUAUGUGAGGUCUUUGGUUUGCAUUAUUGAUUUUGAUAGUUCUGAAAUAAGAUUAGGUGACCAAUGUCAUGAUUUUGCUUGCCUGUAUUGCCUGGUGUUUGAACUGCUGAAGUUACCAAGACACUAUCUCAGACAGUAGCAACCACAGCCAUGCAAAAAAACAUUUGCAUUGAGGUGAUGUAAGUUUGAUUGAUUUCAGUUCAGUGGGUAUUGUUUAAAUGAAGUGAGGUAGUGAUUUUUCUACUUUACUGUAGAGCUGUUGGAGUCACUGAACUGACAUACAUUUGUAAUAAAACAGUAGACUUAAUUUUAUCUAGUUUGUUGGUAAGUGGUUCAUCUGAAAAUGUAAGGUUCUUGAAAGUACUUUCUCACUAUAUGUCAUUUUAAAAAUUUAUUAUUGAUUCCUUUGCAAUUUCCUUACAUUUGUGUGAAAAUGGAAUGUUUCUGGUGCUUGUAUAGAUUUCAUAUUUUGUGUUUUUCAGUGUAUGUGUUUCGUUUCGUUUUUGUUUGUAGACAGGAUCUCACUAUGUAAGCUUGGCUGGCCGAGAGCUCACAUAGUUCCUGCCUUUGUCUCCAAAGAGUUGGAAUUAAAACUUACACCACCAC
Molecule: messenger RNA, 3551 nt
Organism: Arvicanthis niloticus (Nile rat)
Lineage: Eukaryota; Metazoa; Chordata; Mammalia; Rodentia; Muridae
Source: RefSeq, a predicted model, not a curated record